UUAUUUAUUUAUCCUUUAAUCUCUGCUUCCCAAAUUUUGGGCUGCUAUGACUAUGAUGGAUGAUUGAUGGAUGAUGAAUUGAGAAACCCAUCUCGCACAAGCUUUUCUCUUGUUCCUUCCCGUUUCUUCCUCUCCCCCCAUCUCUCUCUCUCGAUUCCUCACACAGAUCCGCGAUCCAUUUUUCCCCUUUCCCAGCCAGCAGGUUUAUAAAGUGCAGUUAGCGCAUUCCCUAUAUAAAAAAGAACUGCUUCACUAUUGGAUAUGAAGAAAGCAUUUGGUCAAACUGUCAGAGACCUCAAGAGAGGUGUCAACAAGAAAGUGCUUAAAGUACCUGGAAUUGAACAAAAGGUUCUAGAUGCUACCAGCAAUGAGUCUUGGGGUCCGCAUGGAUCACUUCUUGCGGACAUUGCGCAUGCUUCGAGAAAUUACCAUGAAUACCAGCUGACCAUGGGAGUGCUAUGGAAACGUCUUAGUGACACUGGAAAAAAUUGGCGGCAUGUCUAUAAGGCAUUGACGGUCUUGGAGUACUUGGUAGGCCAUGGAUCGGAACGUGUCAUAGAAGAGAUUAAAGAACGUGCAUAUCAAAUUUCGAUAUUAUCCAGUUUUCAGUAUAUUGAUUCCAGCGGUAAAGAUCAAGGUAGCAAUGUCAGGAAGAAGGCGCAGAGCCUUGUGGCGUUGGUAAAUGACAAAGAAAGAAUAGCGGAGGUCAGAGAGAAGGCUGCUGCUAACAGAGAAAAGUAUCAUAACUCAACAGUAGGUGGGAUGCAUAAGCCGUCAGGAGGAUAUGGAGACAAAUAUGAUUACGAAGGCCGAUAUGGAGACAGAGAUGAAGAACGAAGUAGUUAUGGGAGAGAGAGAGAAUAUGGUUACAGGGAUGAUGAUAGAAAUAGUCGUGAUGGAGAUCGUUAUUCUAAAGACUCUGAAGACCGAGAUGGAAGAGAUAGUAACAGGGAUGAUGAAUACCAUGGAUCAAGAGGUAGGAGCUCAGACAGGGAACGACCUAUUGAGGAUGAUGGCCAAUCGUCAUCAAGGGACAGUGGUGCACGAGCUGAUGAUCAUUUUCAAGAUGGGAGAGGGGGGAUGGAGAGGAAGUUUUCUGAACAAAAUAUUGGUGCUGCCCCACCUAGUUAUGAAGAAGCUGUCAGUGAAUCACGGAGCCCUGUAUACAGUGAAAGGGAUGGUGGAGAGACACCACAAGUUGCUCCUCCUGCAGCUGCAGCUUCGCCUUCUGCUGAAAACAGCAGGGUGGACAACAAAACUGCUGGUUUUGUUAACGGAUCACCUCCUCAGCAUGUUGAGUCUUUUGAUGAAUUUGAUCCACGAGGUUCAAUUUCAGCAGCAUGUGUACCUACAGCUGGUGCUUCGGCUCCUGCACCUAGCCCACCCACAGUGGUUUCUACUUCUGCCAUGCCUGCCCCAAAUAAUGCUGAAAUGGAUUUGCUUGGCUCUCUUUCAGAUGUAUUUUCACCGAACCCCUUGGCUAUUGUAACAUCUGAUUCCACUUCUGUUGAUAACAAUGGACAACCAAACACUGGUCCAGCUCCAUCGUUUUCUACUUCUCAGUCAUCAACUCAGUCUUUUGAUGAUCCAUUUGGUGAAUCUCCUUUCAAAGCCAUCACUUCUGCUGACACUGACCCAAGCCAACAUCAGAGUUUUGGAGCGCCUUUCCAGCCCACACCACCAACUUCAAAUCCUGACAAUGGGCAUAGUUUUGGUUUUGGGGAAGCAUUUACAGCUGUACCCAAUCAUGAACCUGGCGUUCAAAAUAUGCAACCUCCACCGAACUCAUCUGUCUUACCUCAAGAGCAGUUUGAUACAUCGGAGAGCGAAAUCGAUAUUCUUGCUGGCAUUCUCCCGCCAUCUGGACCGCCAGUUUCUCUGUCUCCACAACCAAAUUCAACAGUGCCAGCAUCUCAAUUUCCUCCCAACGGUAACUCCUAUGAAAGUUAUCAUCAUCAGGCGGCACUUACAGAUCCAAACAUGCCAGGACAAACUCCGUUUAGUCAAGCUUCACAACACUAUAGCAUGGUUUCCCAUUCGCAAAAUCAUCCUGAAGGUAUGCAAUUCAACAAUGGAGGCUUCACGCAACAGCCAGGCUAUGCAGGUUCAGCAAAUUCUCAACCUCCACAGUAUACUCCUGGUUUAUCUCCACACCCAACAAGUGAGAGUUUUCCUCACCAACUAGGUUCUGCCACCUCAUCAAGCUCGCAAACUCCUUACGCUACUACAUCCAAUGCACCAGCUGGUCAGUUUGAUGGUGGAAACUUUAUGACACAGCAACCUUAUGAUGUGACACAGAAAGUUAAUGGUGCCCCUUCUCAUGUACCACAUCGAACUCAAUCUGGACCUGUUGCGGCAUACGGGAAUAAUAACAAUGUUGUUGGAGAUAUGCACCAACCUGGUUCUGCCCCCUCAUCAAGCGCGCAAACUCCUUACCCUACUACACCCAAUGCACCAGCUGGUCAGUUUGAUGGUGGAAACUUUAUGACACAGCAACCUUAUGAUGUGACACAGCAAGUUCAUGGUGCCCCUUCUCAUGUACCACAUCGAACUCAAUCUGGACCUGUUGCGGCGUACUGGAAUAAUAACAAUGUCGUCGGAGAUACGCACCAACCUGGUUCUGCCCCCUCAGCAAGCUCGCAAACUCCUUACCCUACUACACCAAAUGCACCAGCUGGUCAGUUUGAUGGUGGAAACUUCAUGACACAACAAGCUCAUGGUGUGACACAACAAGCUCAUGGUGUGACACAACAAGCUCAUGGUGUCCCGUCCCAUAUACCACAACGAACUCAAUCUGGACCUGUUGCAGCGCACGGGAAUAGUAACAAUGUCGUUGGAGAUAUGUUUGCGCCAGCUGGACUAAGUUCCUUGGAGACUUCAGCAUCUCAACCAUCUCUCACACCUUUAACAGGAGCAAUUGAGAUUGUUCCUCAAAGUCAGAAAAAGUUUGAGCCAAAAUCAACAAUCUGGGCUGACACAUUAAGCAGAGGGCUGGUUAACUUCAACAUUUCUGGACCCAAAACAAAUCCAUUGGCAGAUAUAGGAGUGGACUUUGAGGCGAUCAACAGGAAAGAGAAACGACUAGAGAAACCAACUACCGCACAACAGCAAGUAACAUCAACUAUCAACAUGGGUAAAGCCAUGGGAUCUGGUACUGGAUUAGGCCGUGCAGGUGCAGGUGCUAUGAGACCUCCGACGAAUUCAAUGGUAGGCUCAAGCAUGCCGACGGGGAUGAAUGCUGGUGGCUACGGAGGUAUGAACCAAAACCAUCCGAUGGGAAUACAACAAAACCACCCCAUGGGCAUGAACCAACACUUUCCGAUGGGCAUGAACCAAAACUACCCCAUGGGCAUGAAUCAAAACCAUUCCAUGGGAAUGAACCACAACCAGCCCAUGGGAAACCAAAACUAUCCCAUGGGAAUGGGGAUGAACAUGGGCGGAUACGGUCAAGGCUAUCCCAUGCAACCACAACAAGGAAUGGGCAUGGCUCCUCCUGGUCCACCACAAGGCAUGACCGGUGCCUACAAUCCGAUGAUGGGUCAAGGCGGUUACAACCCUCAGCAGCAGCAACCUUAUGGAGGAGGUUACCACCGGUAAGAUACGAGCCAAUCACAGUUACCCUCAUUCAAUUCAUCACGAUAGUAAAAAAAGAUCCAAGAACAGAACUCAAUCAUUGGACCUGGAUUUGUAAAUUUUUUGGUCGGUUCAGGUAAGUUUGGGGGUUGGGUCAGUCAUAUUAUUGGAUUAAUACCUCGGCUGUUUUUACAAAAGAAAAAAAAAAAUAAUUCUCGACCGAUUUGAGUUUUUGUUAGGAAAUUUGUAAUGGGUAAAGAGAGAGAGAGAGAGAGAGAGAUAGGCACAAACCUUCACUCGGGUUACGCUAAUAUACAUAUGUAUUUUUUGGUAUUAUACAUCUUUUCUGUAAUACAUUUUCCACUCACGUAACAAUAAAACAAGUCUUUCAAUAGUU
This is a messenger RNA of Camelina sativa (false flax), 3970 nucleotides long. Lineage: Eukaryota; Viridiplantae; Streptophyta; Magnoliopsida; Brassicales; Brassicaceae. The record is from RefSeq and is a predicted model, not a curated record.